Pelobates fuscus (common spadefoot toad) is the source of this 3133-nucleotide messenger RNA. It is a transcript of the gene EEIG2, whose product is annotated as EEIG family member 2. The transcript is spliced from 12 exons. NCBI's taxonomy places the organism in Eukaryota, Metazoa, Chordata, Amphibia, Anura, Pelobatidae. The record is from RefSeq and is a predicted model, not a curated record. The coding region runs from base 480 to 1571 and encodes 363 amino acids.
UCAGAAAGAGAGCAAUCCGGGCGGGACGCGAAAAGAGAGAGAGCGAGAGAGAGCUGGGCAUGUAUUGGGGACGGAGAUACAUAACAGCUGGCAGCAUAUAAUCAGCAAGAGACCGCUCCUGGACUGUCCAUAACCGGAGAGACUGCUGUAGGAUUGAGAGCAGAGUUCUGGAGGACAUCCCCAGGGACUAUGGACAUCUGAGACCCUCUGUAGGGGAGACCACAGCUUAUUAUAUACACAGACCCCAUAGACUGCUGUAACAUGACAUCUAUAAUUCUAUAUUAAUUCACACUACAGGAGAGACAUUAUUACCCUGCAGCAUCCCCAGAUGGGCUCUGUGUCAUCACAUCCAAAAUAAACCAUAAGAGGAUAACAUGAGGUCGCAUGCACUAGUUAAUAAUGGUAAUUGAAGGAAUUUGGAGUGAUUAAAGCCUUAAUCAUAUUGUGACAUUCAGCAGAAAAUUGGCAGCAUUAGUUUUAUGGCGUUCAUCAUGAUGAAAAAAAAGAAGUUUAAGUUUCGGGUGGACUUUGAGUUGGAUGAAUUGUCAUCUGUCCCUUUCGUUAAUGGAAUACUGUUCUGUAAAAUUCGUCUGUUGGAUGGUGGAAGUUUCAGCGUGGAAACAUCAAGGGAGGUUGUUCAAGCAAACUGCGUCCAUUGGAAGAAGAAAUUCUCCUUCAUGUGCAAGAUGAGCGCUAGUGCAGCGUCAGGGAUCCUAGAUCCAUGUGUUUGCCGAGUUUCUGUGCGCAAGGAGUUAAAAGGAGGAAAAGCGUAUGCCAAGCUGGGUUUUGCAGACUUGAACCUUGCAGAGUUUGCUGGCUCUGGUAACACCAUCAGACGCUGCCUUCUGGAGGGGUACGACACAAAAAACACCAGGCAGGAUAACUCAAUACUUAAGGUUGGGAUCAGCAUGCAACUCAUGUCCGGAGACCCCUGCUUUAAAACGGCAACUUCCACUGGCACAUCAAUUGCAACUCCCGGAGACACUGACUCUUUGCAGGAAGACCGAAAAGGCCGGGAGACCAUGAAACUGCAUCUGGGAGUUUCAGACCUGUCAUCUAAGAGUGCGUCGGUGCCUGAUGAGCUGGGAGCGUGUGGACAUUCCAGGACUUCAAGCUAUGCCAGUCAGCAAUCCAAGGCUUCAGGAUACAGCACUGGCCACUCACGGUCUUCCAGUCUGUCUGAGUUGGGCCACCGAAGGAACACAUCCGUGGGCAGCGCCUCGACAGGAAUUGGAAGUAUCCCAGAGCCAAGUGACGAGGACAAUAACAAAGUGUCUUCAUUUAGCCCAGAAAUCACAGAAGAGGGCUCAUCCUCUGAAAAGUUGAGCAGGCUCCCUGUGAAACAGGACUCUGUUGAAUCACAGUUGAAACGAGUGGAUGCCACCAGAGUGGACGCAGAUGACAUUGUUGAGAAAAUUCUCCAAAGUCAGGACUUUAGUCUGGAUUCCAGUGCUGAGGAGGAAGGUCUUAGGCUUUUUGUCGGCCCGGGAGGAAGCACAGCACUUGGAGGUCAUCACCUUCCUAACAGGGUUGGAGCAGGAGCAUAUGAACAAGUUGUUAUCAAGCGCUAAGGAGCAUAGCUUGGAGCAAACAUGGACUCUGUCAAGAAUAUUCCAUCCUAGGAUGCCUUCUGGAUAUUCAAACUCUCUGUAGCAAUUUCUAACCGAACUGAAUGAGGCUGAGGUUUUGUCGUGAUCAGACAAUCUGAAACGCUUUGUUAAAUGGUUUGAUUUUAAUUUCCUUUCUUUUUUUUUUUUUUUUUGGAACAGUGGAGUUAACCAUUGUGCUGCCAAAGGAGCGGCCCUGUAGCACAAAGGUAACAAUUGCAGCUGAAAAAAACAUGGAAUUUGUUCUGGAAAUAUAUGCUUUAACAUUUCUGCUAGCAGGUUAGGUCAUAGGACAUUUUGUUUUCCUUGUUACUAGUUGCUAACAAAAUACUGUCUUAUUAUAUCCACAUCAGUACUCUGGUUCUUCCCCCCCCCCCCCCCUCCCCCAUGUGCCGAUAUAUUUGGGAUGAUCAUAGGAGAAUAUAAGCAACACUAAUUUAAUACAAUAUUUUAAUAUUCUUCUACGGAUUGUUAGAACUGUAAGAUUCAUUAAAUACUGUGCCUAUUGAUCAGGCAUAAUAAGAAUUCAGUGUGAAGCUGCAACCGUUUUUUUUUUGUUUUUUUUUAAAUAUCCUAUUUUUUUAAAUCCUAUUUGUUUGCUGCAAUAUGUACACAAUAAAUUCUUUUUUUUUUUUUUAUAUAUGUAUGUAUAUAUAGAUAUGUUUUUUUAAUCAAGUCUUACCCACAGUAGCUUAGUUUAACAUGGUUCUUGAUGGUCACUUCCUAGCACCACGUUUUUGGCUUUUGCCAUAUGACAUGUAAGACCUGAGGACCCUCAUUGACGUUUUAAUCAGGGAGGCCUAUAAAAAUAAAUGUCAGGGACGCAUCAGGGGUAAAUGAACACCGCCAUCUAUAUUGUACUUAUUAUGGAGCGGUACUUGAGAACAGGUGCAUAGUAACUUAAGUAAACAGACUACGUGAUCUCUGCUUAUUGUGAACAAUCUGUGCCUGUGAAACAUGCAGUAACUGAUUUAUGACCAUGUAGUAGAUGAUUUACAAAUAGCGCACGCCUCAAAAGUACUCACCCAGUGCCAGAUGGUCAGGAGUACCAUCUCUAAUUGUCAGCAUAUACAAAAGGGCCAGGCACUCAGUCUGAACAUAUUUACUUUUCUUCCUCAUCAUCAAAAGGCAAUUUUUAGGCUCGCCAGUAUCAAUCUGGUCAUGUAUGUAGCAGAUGAUGUCCAUGGCUGAAGUACAUAAGACAGGGUUAUUUACGAAGGUGUGAUGUGUUUGGAAUUCAAAGUGAAUUUCAACUUUUAGGCCAUAACCGCUGAAUUGGAAAAAUAUCACUCAUGUCUUCUGUGCAGCUAUUCCAACCUACAUUUUGAUAUUCAAUUUGAAUUCCUGACAAAUUACAUAUUAAUAAAUAACCAAGUGAACCGAUGGAUAGCUUGGAAUAUUUUAAAGUGUGGUAACAUAUAUUCUCGCAAGCUAGUCUAUUCCUGAAUGAUAAAAUAAACUAAAUGUUACUUAUAGGGACAGGUCAGGCAUACAAGAAGAAAAAGAAUCACGCAAGGUGCAGUCCU